AUGCCUUUUGCCCUCGGUGUCGGCCGUCGCAUCAUCAUCCUUAUCUCCACUUUGAUUCUGGUCGCUGGAGCUGUCCUCUGUGCGACAGCCAAGAGUUACGAAUGGCAUCUCGCUGCUCGCUGCAUGGUCGGUCUUGCAGCAGGCCAGAGCGAGGCGCUUGUUCCUAUGAUCACCCAGUACCUCAUGACCCAACAAGCCAUCCAAGUCAUCAUCACGACCAUCUACACUGUUUUUGCUAGCCCCAUCGCUGGCAAGAUCACACCUGAAGGCUGGUAUGGUCUUGGUGCUGGUCUUUCAGGUCUUCUGUUCGUUUUCGCUCUUCUCUUCUUGCCCGAGACCAAGUACGACCGCCCUCUUUCGUCAUACCAGGAGGCCACGGAGCACCAUUUCGAUGUCGAAGAGACUGUAAGCAAGGCUUCGCCUUCAGUUCAUCUCUGCACCACCAAACCCGAGCUUGACUUCGUCCGCUAUGCUCCUCGUACUUUCCGCUCGGACUUGAGGUUGUGGGUUGGCAAGCCUGAUAUGAAGCAUGUUCUUGACGUCNAAAUGUUCGGCUUGCUUCUAUUCCCCAACGUUUUAUGGGCUCUCUGUCUCAACGGCUUGACACUCGGUGGCAACAUCGCCAUCGGCACGACGUAUGGUGGCAUUGUCACUGCCGCACCCUACAACUGGAAGCAAGACGUUGCUAGUUACGUCAACAUUGGCCAGAUUGUUGUGGCCAUCAUCGCUCUCCCUCUGCUUGGACACGGGUCCGACAGACUUGUCAAGUGGCGUGCUCAGCGCAAUGGAGGCAUCCACGAGCCCGAGAACCGUAUCCUUCCUCUCAUCUUGCCUCUGAUUGUCGGUGUCUUCAGUUGUGUGCUGUACGGUCUUGCUGCUCAGAACCCAACCCACUACCAUUGGUUCACAUAUGUCUGGGUCGUUGCAGGUAAGCAUAUCAUUCUACCAUUGGCCUAUCCCGCUCGCGCUGGUCCUCUCUUGGUCAUCGUUUGUGCCAUGAGAGGUGUCAUGAGCUUUGGCGUCAGCUAUGGCAUUCAGCCUAUGAUCCUAGCCAAGGGAUACGAUGGCGCAUUCGGUAUUUUCGCCGCUUUGACUGCAGCUUUCGGCCUUUUGGGUGUUCCAGUCUUUAUCUGGGGCAAGAACAUCAGAGCCUUUACUGGCAAGUGGACCAAGGACAAGGAGGCGUGA
Messenger RNA from Aureobasidium vineae, 1188 nucleotides. NCBI's taxonomy places the organism in Eukaryota, Fungi, Ascomycota, Dothideomycetes, Dothideales, Saccotheciaceae. The record is from the annotation of a GenBank genome assembly.